Molecule: messenger RNA, 783 nt
Organism: Plasmodium vinckei vinckei
Lineage: Eukaryota; Apicomplexa; Aconoidasida; Haemosporida; Plasmodiidae
Product: conserved Plasmodium protein, unknown function
Exons: 1
Coding region: 1-783 (260 amino acids)
Source: RefSeq, a predicted model, not a curated record
AUGCAUGAACAAAUCAAGUUAUUGGAUGUACAAGAAUUAAAAAUUCUUUUUAUAGAAGAAUACAAUGAAUAUAUCAAGUUAGUUAAAACCGUAGAAUUAUAUCAUCAAAAAAUGCAACUAAAUUGGUUCAAAUUUCAUUUAUUUUAUGAAAACACUGAAAAUAAUAUUCCGAAAUAUUACUCAAUAAAUAAACAAGUCAAAAAUAAAGUUAAUAACAAGACAAAUACCAUGGACAAUAAUUUAUGUAAUACUAGUGAUGGCGGAAAAAAGAAAAGACUAUCGGAAGAUUAUUCAAAUUAUAAAAGUAUUGAAGAAGAUCUAAAAUGUAUUUAUAAACAAGAAAAAAAUAAUGAAUGUUACUAUUUCAAGGCACACAAUAAUGAUAAACCACGUUCCCUCAUUUUACAUUUUUUAAGGGAUGUCCCAAAUUCUGUUGAAUUAUAUAUGAAUAUUAAAAUAAAAAAUUUGAAUAAAUUAAAAAAUGGUGUACUAACACAAUUAAAUAAGUUUUGUAAAGUACAAAUAAAUAAAAUUUAUUCUCUUAUAAUGUUAUGUGAAAUCAAAUUAAAUAAUUCCCAUUUAUCUCAAAAAAUGGAAAUACACAAUAAAAGUAUUAUACAUAAAAAUAUAAAAAAUAUAAUUAUCCUUUGUAAAAAAAUUAUACAUGAAGUUACAAAAAAUAUGAUUCCUUUCUUUUUUUUAUUUAAUUUAUUUUCCAAACCUGAUUAUUUUGAAUAUCAAUUUGACCAUUUCAAUAACCUAAUUCAAAUGUUGGACAUGUAA